Messenger RNA from Phyllotreta striolata, 2271 nucleotides. NCBI's taxonomy places the organism in Eukaryota, Metazoa, Arthropoda, Insecta, Coleoptera, Chrysomelidae. The record is from the annotation of a GenBank genome assembly.
AUGUGCGACAUCAGCGCCAAAAGAAAACCCCUGGUGGUGAUAGUGCUAAUCACCUGGUGUUCAACCGCCCCGGGGGCGGCCCAGCAAUACAGCCUCCCCCCCGCGUUCGUGCCGAACCCCGGCUCCACCGCGCGCCCCUUCCCCCCGGGGGGCUUCUCCACGUCGACGGGCCACCCGGGGGGCUUCGCCUACGACCCCAACGACCCCCGCAACGACUACGACCAGAGCGCCGGGCAGAGGCCCGGGGAUUUACCGCCGGAGUUCGUGCCGAAGGGGGCGCGAGUGAACCCCGGGGGGUUCGAGGGGGCCGGCGGGGCGUUCGGGGGGUUCGAGGAGGAUUCGUUCAGGAAGAGGAAUCGAUUGGAGGGCGAUGUGAGGGGGUUGUUGCAGUCGCUGGACGUGCAGGCGUCGCAGAUGUGCACCAAUAACGUGGCUGCCCAGUGGAAUUUCGAGACUAACAUUAAUCAGGCUACUCAGUUGGAUGCUAUAAACGCCCAGCAAUUCUACGCCGAAUUCCAACAUGGCGUGUGGGAUUUACUGAACAACCUGGGCAACAUCAACAGCCUAGAUCCUCAAACCUACAGGCAAAUCCGCUACUACUCCGUCAUCGGCCCUUCGGCCCUUCCACCAGAAGACCUGGACAGGUACAACAGACUGAUCAACGACAUGCUGGCCAUCUACAACACCGCCUCCAUAUGCGCCCACAACGAUCCGUUCCACUGCGGGCUGCGCCUGCAACCCGACCUGGUGAAGAUCAUGGCGAAGAGCCGGAACUGGGAGGAACUCCAGCACGUCUGGACCGAAUGGCGCAGGAAUUCCGGACAGAAGAUGAAGGACACCUUCGAGCAGAUGACGGUGCUCUCCAACAAAGCAGCCAGAUCUAACAAUUUCACCGAUACCUCGGACUAUUGGAGUUUCCCGUUCGAAUCGCCGGCGCUGAUGCUGGACCUGGAGGACGCCUGGGAGGAGAUCAAGCCGCUCUACGAGCAACUGCAGGCGUACGUGAGACGGCGGCUGCGCGAGUACUACGGCCCGGAGCGGAUCAGCAGACAGGCGCCCCUGCCGGCCCACGUGCUGGGCAACAUGUGGGCCCAAUCCUGGACCAACAUCUUCGACAUCACGCAGCCCUAUCCGGGCCAGAACUUCCUCGACGUUACUCCGGAGAUGAUCAAACAGGGGUAUUCUCCGCCGGAUUUGUUCAGAUUAGCAGAAGAUUUCUUCGUGUCUUUGAACAUGAGCGUGCUGCCGUUGGAUUUCUGGCAGGGUUCGGUGCUGCAGGAACCUCUGGAUAGGAUCGUACUGUGCCAGCCGUCCGCUUGGGAUUUUUGCAACAGGAGAGAUUUUAGGAUAAAAAUGUGCACGAACGUGAACAUGAAGGACCUGAUAACGGCCCAUCACGAAAUGGCGCACAUUUACUACUUCAUGAUGUACAAAAACCUGCCAAAAGUGUUCAGAGACGGAGCCAAUCCCGCGUUCCACGAGGCCAUCGGCGAAGCCAUCGGGUUAUCCGUGGGUACUCCCAGGCAUUUACAAGCCUUGGGGCUGGUGCAGAAAUCCAUCGAUCAGUUGGCCGUGGACAUCAAUUUCCUCUAUUCCAGCGCUCUGGAUAAGCUCGCUUUUCUCCCGUUCGCCUUCGUCCUGGACAAGUGGCGGUACGACGUCUUCAGCGGAGCCGUCAAAAAGGAGGAAUACAACUGCCAUUGGUGGCUGUUGAGCGAGAAGUACCAAGGAAUCAAACCGCCUGUGUUGAGGUCCGAGAUUGAUUUCGAUCCAGGUGCAAAGUACCACAUUCCUGCCAAUAUACCCUACUUAAGAUAUUUCGUGAGUACGAUCCUGCAAUUCCAAAUCCACCGAUCGUUGUGCACAGCCGCAGGACAGUACCGGCCCAAUGACCCUUCGCACAGGUUGCACGAUUGCGACAUUUACAGGAGCAAGGAGGCUGGGAAAAUUCUCACUCAGAUAAUGGAAAAAGGUUCAUCGCAGCCUUGGAGAGAUGUGCUGUUUCAAGCGACAGGCGAAAGUAGAUUAGAUGGAAGAGCUUUGAGGGAAUAUUUCGCACCGUUAGAGGAAUGGCUGAGGGAUGAAAAUUUAAGGACAGGCGAAUUUAUCGGCUGGUUAUACGACGGAGAUUACUGCAAACAAAGCAUAGAAACGGCCGGUUUGCAAGUAUACGGAGGAUUUUAUAACCGAUCGGUUAAAUAUAACCUAUCGUUAGACGUUCUGUUGGGAUUGGCGAUGGUUUGGGUUAUGCAUAGGCUAUUUUACUUGUAA